AUUCAAGAGACCAGUGUUGACCAGGAUAAGGAAAAAAUUAAGUUACACGCUCACAGGCACCUGGAGCCUGCAAAGAAUGCAGUUGACUACCAAGUGGCUGAGUCAAGUUGUGUCAAACUGCGUCACCCGAAUAGUCAGAAGUUAAAUUCAAGAUCCAGUGCGGCUUUGGUGCAGCGCUUAGGAGAAGACACCAAACGUCAGGCUAUUUUUCUAGCUUCUUUAUCAGAUUCAGAAAGUUUCCUGAAGGACAGUCAAGUGCAUACUGAGUCAGAGUUUCAAGACCGUGAAAUGAGUGGGACUUCAUUUACAAGGCAACCGGUCAUACAAGAACCAUCAGUUAACGGCGAGGUAAUGCACACAGUAAAGACUAUUGAUUCAUCAACAUCUACGGCUCCAACUUCACAAAUUCCUUAUGUUCAAAAACCAAGUGAUGGUGAGUAA
This is a messenger RNA of Protopolystoma xenopodis, 441 nucleotides long. The record is from the annotation of a GenBank genome assembly. NCBI's taxonomy places the organism in Eukaryota, Metazoa, Platyhelminthes, Monogenea, Polystomatidea, Polystomatidae.